Cucumis sativus (cucumber) is the source of this 961-nucleotide messenger RNA. RefSeq lists its product as uncharacterized. Bases 140 to 757 code for a protein of 205 amino acids. The record is from RefSeq and is a predicted model, not a curated record. Gene Ontology annotation, molecular function: serine-type endopeptidase activity. Lineage: Eukaryota; Viridiplantae; Streptophyta; Magnoliopsida; Cucurbitales; Cucurbitaceae. The transcript has 5 exons.
UUUCUUUGGUUUUCAUGUGAAGAAAACUUGAAACUCAAUAUAGAGUGCCAGAUUUUCAUUUCUUGGGUUUUAGGAACACAGUAUAUGCACCUCUAAUUUCUUCAUACCAUUCAUUCCCUUUGAAUUCUGCUUCUUCCAAAUGGCUUCUUUCUCAACUUGGUUACGCUACAUAGCCAACAAGCUUGAAUUCUCCGUCUCUCUCAGUUGGAAGAACUAUAAAGGAGGUCGAAUUACUGACAGAGAAGUAGGUCAUGCCGUUUGGAAGAAUUUACUUCAGGGAAAGCUCACAUACCUACACUGGAUUAAGGGACAGGAGAUGGCCCCAACUGUAGGUGAGGCAGGGGGAACACUUCUCGUACGCAAAUUACCUGAUGCAGAUUCAACGAGUGUUUUUAUUGGAGAUGUCGUGGUAGUGAAGGAGCCAGAAAAACCAGAAAACUAUCUUGUGAGAAGAUUGGCUGCAGUUGAAGGGCAUGAGAUGCUGUCUACGGAUGAAAAAGAUCAGCCUUUCACCCUUGAGAAGGAUCAGUGCUGGUUGUUGGCAGAUAAUGAGAAGUUGAAGCCAAAGGAGGCGUACGACAGUCGAACAUUUGGUCCAGUUUCAAUGUCAGACAUUGUAGGCAGAGCCAUAUAUUGCCUACGAUCAGCAGUCGAUCAUGGCCCGGUGCAGAAUAGCGAUUUUAGCAUGAAGAGGGAUUCACCAAUAUUGGAAAUCGAACUGGAUGUGGACGAGAUGGCUAAAAAUCACAAGGCCUGAAAUAGAGAUUUUGAAGUGUGUAUGUAAUCAAUUUUUCAUUGCAGGUGAACUCCAAAUUUUUCAAUGGAUUUGGGGAUAUCGAGUUCCAAUUUGUUGCUAAUCAAUAGAUUGAUAAACAUCCAUGAGAUUUUACCUAUAUUCAGGUUUACUUCUGUCUUUCUUGAGAAUAGCAAUAAAAUGAUUACUGAUCUAUUUACCUUAUCA